Molecule: messenger RNA, 4777 nt
Organism: Dreissena polymorpha
Lineage: Eukaryota; Metazoa; Mollusca; Bivalvia; Myida; Dreissenidae
Exons: 5
Coding region: 193-1182 (329 amino acids)
Source: RefSeq, a predicted model, not a curated record
AAGAGUUACCGCCCGUUUAGGAAAAUUUGCCAAAAUAUUAAAUAACAAUAUUUAAGUCAUAUUGCAAGAAUAUUUGAGAAUAAUUGCCGAAGUAUCAGUGUUUUGUGGUUUAUAAAAAAGGAAUAUUUGAUUUUGCGUUAAAAACCUGAUAUUAUAUACAGGAAGCAAUGAUUUCUUAUCCAUGGGGAAUGCAUGAUACCUGCCAUAGACAAUGUUAAAAAAGAUUUUUGGCGGUCAACAAAAAACAAAAACAGAGGAGUUGUAAUGGCAUACCUUUUGGUUUGCGUUCGUCAGCAAACAGACAUUCUACAUCACGGCAUAUACAGUCGUGAUUUGUCGCCAGUUAAGUUUGACACACAUGCAGUGGGAAUAGCCCUCCGUAUUGAUCCCUGCUUUAACUCUACCCAAUAUUUUGUGAUUUGCUGUGACAAUUUUCAUGCACAUCCUACCUCUUAUAAAAACAAUCAAGCAAAAUGUACAAGCCAAAUGCCGAAAUUGUCUUUCAUUCAUCUUGAUAUUGAAUAUGUCAUCAAUGCUCAUCUUCCGGCAGACGUAGCUUAUCACAGUUUCCAAGCUUUCAGUACCUCAAAACAUUUCAGGAAAAGUUUUAUGCAUUAUUUACGGACAACUUUACACUGGCAAGAUUUACGUGACAAACGUUGCUUGUGUAGAGAGUUGUAUACAUCUUGCACGCAUGGUGUGACUUUACCUAGGUCAAUUCAGAUAGUCAUAGAACCACCAGCUGUGAAAGUCUGCAAGGCAUGGUGUCACAGACUAGAGGGAUUGGUGAAGAAGCGUGAGUUUUUGGAAGAAACAAUGGCGUGGUUGUCAACCCUGGGUGGUGGAUACUCGUCUUUAGGAGACUAUUUUAGACACUUUUCAGUGAGGGCUGGUGAGAUUUCCAUUCAACAGUUCAGGAUAGCGCUGGAGAUGGGUGACCCAGUGAUGGUCUCAAAGUGCCGUCUGUUUUACGCUCAAAGCCUCAUGCAGCUUGGUCCUCUAAGGAUGAGCAAACUUAUGAUCAGGCAAGAGUUUCACACAGCUCGGUAUGUUCUGAAAGACCAGAAGCUGGUGGACAUGUGCAAAGGGAUGUGGAGUAAGUUACAGUUCUGUUACGCCAAGAAGAGAGUCAAGCCCACCUCAUCCUCUGAUGUACAUAAUGGAGUGACCCUGGCGAGAUGAAUCCAAGAAUACCUCUGAAACUAGUUAGAACUAUGCAGAUGCUAGGAAUUAGCUUUUAAAGCAAGCAUUGAGUUAGAAACUAUUUUUUCUAUCUCAUAGGAAUGUUAAUCAGAUGCUAUGUUUUUACAUUUAACCUCUAUAUAGAGUUAUUUUGUUUACAUAGUGCAUUUAUCUGGUGUGUUAUUAUAGUUAGAAUGUUGCUGUGUAGCAGCAAAAAUUUGAUUAUGUGCCAAAGUUAUGCUUUGUUUAUUACCUUUUUUUAUGUGCAAACAAUAUCAGAAGUACCUGCUUCCCUAUUAGUGUAAGUUUCUUAGGUUACUGUUCAUUUGUUCAAGAAACGUGCUUUGUAAAUUGAGAUUUAUAAUACUGCACAGUCAUUUUAAUUGCAAAUAUAAUUUUUACAUUUGUUGAACUACUUAUGUCCUUUCCAAUGAGUGAUCUAUUCCCAGUAUUGCCACUUAUUGCUUAAGUAUUCAGCGUUGUUGUUUUAAUGAAAUAUAGUGUUCUUUAUUGCCUAAACCAUAUUUAAAGAGUUUGGGAUGUUUUAAGUCAGAGUGAUCUUUUGAUGACUUGUUGACCGUAAUAUUAUUUAUAUGAAAAUUUUAAAUACUACAAAAACAUAAGGUACACAAAGACUAAAGAAAUAAAGGAAAAUGCAAAUAAUAACAUAUCCUGAAAUUUCUUACAUGUUCAUGUUCAGCACAACCAUAAAUUGCUCAAUCAAAACACUUUUAUCAAAGUCUUCUAUUUAAUACUAAUAUUUAAUUUGAUUUAAAUGUAUCGUUGUUUUGAAUGCGUUCACAACAUAUUUUUGUUAUGUUUUUUGUUAUGGAGUUUAUUGAAAUCAUUAUGAUGGUAUCAGAAUUAUACAUGCAUAUGACAUUAAAGUUGGUGUCAUGUAAAAAAAUACGAUAAAGGUUUAAUGAUACCUGUUUACAGAUGACUGUGAAAUUUUAAAGGCAAAACCACUUCUCUAAAUUUUUAACUUUUAUGAAUUUAUGAACUGAAGUUUGAACAUACAUGAUUUUCUUUAAAAUUCCAGUUUUAGUUAGUUGACAACAUUUAUUUUAAAACUAAAGAAACAUCUUAAAAUGAGUUUCAUAAUCUUUAUUGGCAAUAAUACUUACUACAUAUAUGAAACAUUUUUAAAAUAUAUGGGUGUAUUAUGUUUUAAAUAUGAAUUACAAAAAAGCGUAUACUGAGCAGCAUUUAUGUAAAAGACAUGUAUUUGGAGUAGUUUUGAAUAAAUAAAAUAGACAUGUUUGAAGUUUGUUUUUCCAAGUGUGUCUGCAUAAUGUUUUGAUAUGGUGCUGGAAAGUUUUCAAGUUUAUAAUUUCAUGCACAUAUCUGAAUUGUUCAUCCCACAUUACCAGCUUACAAUUUUGCUGCACAACUGAAGAAAAGGUCAAUAAAAUUUAGUUAUUGAAAAUCAUGUUUUAAAGUUGAGUAUGAUUUUGCAUUUUAUGGAUAUUAAAGAACGAUUUAGAUUUGUUUGAAAGUUUUAUUUAUUUCAUGAAUGAACCUGGUGUAUUCAGCAAAUUUUACAUUUUUUAUAUGAAAAAAUCUUCCACUAAGUGUAGGUUAUUGCAGUAAUGACCAAAGGCUUGGAUAACUUUGGAAUAAAACAAAACGGGUCAUGGCCAAGACAGUUUGAUCACAAGCAUGGGAAUGACAAACUGUUAGUUAUUUCUGAAAAAGCAAACACUUAGUUGUUAAGGAUAUCAAUUAUGCCACAAUGUUGCAAAUGAUUUGUGUUUUAAAAUACAAAUGUAUAUAUUCUAAACAUAAUUAAAGAUAACUUUGAUAUUUUUCUACUAUAAGCAAUAACGUUAUUUGGUUGAUUUAGCGUCAGCAUGCUACAUAGAACAUGGCCCAAUUCUUUGGUUGAUGUAGUGUCAGCCAGCUACAUAGAACAUGUCUCAGUUAUUUCGUUGAUGUAGUUUCAGCCAGCUACAUAGAACAUGGCCCGAUUCUUUGGUUGAUGUACAUGUAGCAUCAGCCAGCUACAUAGAACAUGGCCCAAUUCUUUGGUUGAUGCACAUGUAGCAUCAGCCAGCUACAUAGAACAUGGCCCAAGUCUUUGGGUGAUGUAACGUCAGUCUGCUACAUAGAACAUGGCCCAUUUCUUUGGUUGUUGUAGCGUAAGCCAGCUACAUAGAACAUGGCCCAAUUCUUUGGUGUAUGUAACGUCAGCCAGCUACAUAGAACAUGGCCCAAUUCUUUGGUUGAUGUAGCGUCAGCCAGCUACAUAGAACAUGGCCCAGUUAUUUGGUUGAUGUUGCAUCAGCCAGCUACAUAGAACAUGGCCCAAUUCUUUGGUUAUUGUAGCGUCAGCCAGCUACGUAGAACACAACCCAGUUAUUUGUUGAUGUAGUGUCAGCCAGCUAUGAACCACAUGACCCAGUUGUUAAGAAAUGUACAAGCCAACUUUGCUUAGGAUCUGUUAACUGAAGAUAUACUUGUAAAGUGUUUUGUUUAAAGGAAAAAAAAUCUAGUCAGAAAGUGUGGGAAAUUACACAGAACUAUAAAUCUCAAGUCUUUGGAAUCAUCCAUCAGUAGUACACAUGGAAUGAUUUCAUGUAAAUUUCUUGAUCAGGCCAGCAGGGUAUACUGUAAAUAACAUAAAUAUUAUUAGUGUUAAUGUGCACAUGUGAAGUAUCAAGCCAAUCGGUCAAUUUGUUGACCAAAUAUUGAUUUGAAAUUAUUUUCACACAUAUUGUGACAGUAACCUUGACCUUUGACCUAGUGACCCCAAUUUCAAUAAAGGUCAUCUACUGUUCAAUGCCUAUGCACAUGGGAAGUGUCAAGCCAAUCGGUCAAUAAGUUGACGAGUUAUUAAUCUGAAACGAUUUUUACAAUUAUUGUGACCUUGUGACCCCAACAAAUAGGGGUCAUCUACUGUGCAAGGCCAGUGCACAUGUAAAGUAUCAAGCCAAUCAAUCAAUUCAUUAACAAGUUAUUGAUCGGAAAAGAUUUUCACACUUGUUGUGACAGUGACAUUGACCCAAAUUUCAAUAGGGGUCAUCUACUGUCCAAGGCCAAUGCACAUUUUUAGUACUAGUAUCAAGCUAAUUGGUCGAUUCGUUUAUGAGUUAUUGAUCGGAAACAAUUUUUAUGCUUAUUGUGACAGUGAUCUUUGACUCCAAUUUCAAUAGGUGUCAUCUUCUGUCCAAGGCCAAUGCACAUGUGAAGUAUCAAACCAAUCGGUCAAUUUGUUGAUGAGUUAUGCAUCGGAAACGACCUGGUUUACCGACAGACCGCAAAACAAUAUACCCCCUCUUUUUCGAAGGGGGGCAUAAUUACAUUGUUCUUGUAGCAAUGCUGCAUUGUAACUUUUAUUAAAUGCAAUUCAAGAUUUACUUAGCUUUAGUCUACUUUUCACAACCAAAUAUUUCCUGAUGCUCAAUUUUAUUGCUGAUGCAUAUGUAGAUUUAGUUAAAAUCAAUAACGUUACAAUUAAAGUUACAAAAACAAAUAUGCUUGUUGUUAUAAGAUAAUUCAUAAUAAAUGCUGUAUUAUAUAGUUAUUGUUUUACAAGUUUGUAAAAAAAACAUGUUGAAAUAUUUGGGAAAUAAAUUCAUUUUGUAUUCUAUUA